CAUGCCUUGCACUGUGCUGCGUGCGCACAAUUCGUCCAAGAUGGCGUCGGGCCACUAGCGCCACCAACAUGGAACUACUCGAAGCCUCUGCGUGAAUUUCACGCUCAACAGUAUUUCUGACAAAUUGAUAGAAACAACAUUUGUUCACUCAGUGAUUUUUACCACACCACUGGAAAACGUGUCUCGGCAGCCGGGAUUGACCGCCAUUUUCAGUAUUUACUUGCAAACCCUUUGCGGGCAUUUUUUUGUUGUGUUUUAUCUGAGAAAUACUAUUCAGUGAUCACCGGAGCCAGUCAUGGCUAGGAGUCGUAAGGACAGCAAUGGAAAAAGUGACUCGGAGGCGACCGAUAAAGAUAGCAAACGCGAUAAGGGUCGUGAGAAGGACAGGAAGAAACGUACUGCAUCGUCCUCGAGCAGUGGAAGCAGCUCGUCAGACAGUAGUUCAGGCUCAUCGAGUUCCAGCAGUGGCAGCAGUUCUCGUUCCAGUUCUUCGUCCAGUAGCUCAUCAAGUAGCUCGGGAAGCUCGUCAGGAAGCUCCAGGGACAGAAAUCGUAAACGCAGUCGUAGUAAGAGUGCUGAUGCCUCCAGAAGGCAUGACAACAAGGAGAAGGAAAGGGAGAAGGAUCGGGAAAAAGAGAGGGAGAGAGAUCGAGACAGGAAUAAGGAUAAGAAGAAGAAUGAUUCCGUGGCUGAUAAACUAAAACCCAAAGGAAGAUCUAGGUCUCCAUCAGCAAGAAGAUCGGUUUCUCCUCGUCGAAAGCGUAGGGAGCGUUCACCGAUCCCUCGCCCUACCAAGAUCCACAUCGGUCACUUAACGAGAAAUGUAACAAAGGAUCACAUAAUAGAAAUAUUCUCUUCAUACGGCCAGAUAAAAAUGGUAGACUUUGCAGUGGACAAAAUGCAUCCAAAUCAUGGUAGAGGGUUUGCUUAUGUUGAAUUUGAGACAGCUGAUGAGGCUGAGAACGCUAUGAAGCACAUGGAUGGAGGACAGAUCGACGGACAGGAGAUAACAGCAGCUCCAGUACUUCUACCCAAGCCCAGACCCAUGCCCAUGAGACGAAUGUCCCCUGGGAUAGGCAGAGGUGGACCCAUGAGAUGGGGAGGGAACAGGAGAAACUCACCACCGCGUUAUCGUCGACGUUCGCCUCCGAUGAAUCGUCGCAGAAGCCCCAGACCACCCAGACGCAGGCAGAGAUCCAGAUCAAGAAGUCCUGUUAAUAGUUCACGUCACAGGCAUCGAAGAUACACCAGGUCCAGCUCCAGCAGCUCGCGAUAAAAUCGAUGAAUUUUGGGUAAAUAAUAUCAUUUGGCGUGACUCAUGGGAGAAAAAAAAGUGGAUUAAAAUCAAUUAGUGAUUGAGGGAUGAAAUUUUUUCAUUGAGUUUCAGUUCUUGAGAAGUGAUUUGGGGUGCGAGGGAGGCAGAAGGAUUUUUUUUUUCAAGAAUGACAGCAGUACAAAAAAAAUCCGUGAUCAAGUUUCUAUCUGCGUUAGAUCCAAAUAUGUUUUUAAAAAACUGAAUUCAAGAGGAUCACACUUCCUAAUUUAUUUCAAUACUGUAUUAGUGACGUUUAAACAUGUGAGGGUUGAAAAUAACCCUCUCACUGAUCCCUGAUGGAAAUUUGUAUCUGUUUUUGAAUGGAAAAAUAAGGGAUCAAUUAUCUUUCGAGAAGUUAAUAAUUUGAGAUGCAAGAAGGCCAUAAAAAACGAUCACGGAAUUAUCUAAAAUUUAGCGUUAGCGAAAUAAUUGCACAAUUAUUGAAAACGACAACAAAAGGAAAAUCUCAAUCGUUUUUAAUUCAAUCGUAAAUAUCUGUUAUGAUGGAUUAUUUAAUUCACUAUGCCUUCAAUGAUAGACAACAUGAAAAUUUCCAAAUCAUUUAUCGGAGUAAAGCCAAGGAAGUGAGAAUGAUGAACCAAUAAUAUCGUAAUUGUAAUUAAGAAAAUUGUGAAACGAAUAAAAAUAAAAAAUUACCGAUAGGUAUUUUUUUUGCACUGUCAA
Molecule: messenger RNA, 1999 nt
Organism: Diachasmimorpha longicaudata
Lineage: Eukaryota; Metazoa; Arthropoda; Insecta; Hymenoptera; Braconidae
Gene: RnpS1
Product: RNA-binding protein with serine-rich domain 1-B
Exons: 5
Coding region: 296-1276 (326 amino acids)
Biological process (GO): mRNA splicing, via spliceosome
Cellular component (GO): ASAP complex; nucleoplasm; cytoplasm
Molecular function (GO): RNA binding
Source: RefSeq, a predicted model, not a curated record